AUAAAAAAGAUUAAAUUCGAGUUGACCUUGUCAAGUUCAGCGAACAAAUCCUGUGAUAGUAGUUAUUGACGCGAGAGAAAAGGAAAUCUUCCUUUUCACUUACGGAUUCGUCUUCUUCCUUCCAAUUCGAUUAUUCAGGUUUCAAUUCUGCAGCAAUGUCCGGCCAAUCCACGGCGGUGCACAUCGUUUACACUGAGAGGCCUCACAAUGAAGAACCCGAGGCCUAUCACAUCCGAACCCUAGCUUCUGUUCUUGGCAGUCAAGACGCUGCUAGGGAGGCUCUUGUGUAUAGCUAUAAAAAUGCUGCUAGUGGCUUCUCUGCUCGGCUUACGUCCGAUCAGGUUGCGGAGAUUGCCAAACAACCAGGAGUUUUGCAGGUUGUCCAAAGCGGUAAUAAUAAGCUGCAUUCUGGAGGAGGAGCAGCAAGGCUUCAUUAGAAGAACACCAACUCUCCCCGGAAAUAUCGGUUUAUUGCCUAGAUAAGGUGUGUUUAGUAUAUAUUGGGAUCAUACUGUAUAAUACACGCACAUGUUACUAUAAGAUAGUGUUUCUUAUGGAGUUUAAAAUAAGUAAAUAAAAAAAUUACACGUAUAUCUAUUUGCUAUAAUACGUCUGGUUGUACCUUUUGGCCAUUGACAAUGAAGUGAAUGUUUUGCCUUUUA
This is a messenger RNA of Cucumis melo (muskmelon), 662 nucleotides long. RefSeq names its product subtilisin-like protease SBT3.11. The transcript has 3 exons. The coding region runs from base 156 to 437 and encodes 93 amino acids. Lineage: Eukaryota; Viridiplantae; Streptophyta; Magnoliopsida; Cucurbitales; Cucurbitaceae. The record is from RefSeq and is a predicted model, not a curated record.